Messenger RNA from Cygnus olor (mute swan), 1124 nucleotides. Its product is annotated as haptoglobin-like. Gene Ontology annotation, biological process: acute inflammatory response; proteolysis. Gene Ontology annotation, molecular function: serine-type endopeptidase activity. The record is from RefSeq and is a predicted model, not a curated record. NCBI's taxonomy places the organism in Eukaryota, Metazoa, Chordata, Aves, Anseriformes, Anatidae.
UGCUGCUCCUGCUGGGAAACAUGCUGGCAGCAUACAAAAAGGUCAGGAGGUCUGGAGCGCGCGGGGCUGCACCGGGGUGAGGGAGUUAGCAAUAAAAGGGAUGAGGAAGGAGCCCCAAACAGCAUCGUCCUGCAGGAGGCUGCUGUGAGGAGACCAGGCUGCGACCAUGGGAACUGCAGUGCUGCUGUUUGCUGGCCUGGCCUGGACUCUGCUGGAGAUCACCGCUGCCACCACUGGCACGUACAAAUGUGAUGAAAAUCUGGCGUGGGUGAGCCCUGAAGCUGGCAAGGAGGCGCCCGUUUGUGAGCCAGUGUGUGGCAAACCUGAGAACCCCCCCGCACCCAUGCAGCGCAUCAUCAGAGGCCUGCUGGCUGGGAAGGGCAGCUUCCCUUGGCAGGCCCGGAUGGUGAGCCGCCACAACCUCACCACGGGGGCUACGCUCAUCAGCGACCAGUGGCUGCUGACCACAGGCAGGAAGGUCUACCUGAACCACAGCGAGGAGGCCACGCCGGAGGAGAUCGCCCCCACGCUGCGGCUCUUCCUGGGCGGCCGGGGGCUGCCCGCCCUGGGCGUCGAGCGCGUGGUGCUGCACCCCGGGGCCGUGGACCUGGCCCUGCUGAAGCUCAGGCAGAAGGUGCCCGUCGGGGCGGAGGUGAUGCCCAUCUGCCUGCCCCAGCGGGACUACGUGCAGCCGGGGCGCGUGGGUUACGUCUCGGGCUGGGGGCGCGGCGCCACCUUCGCCUUCCCUGAGGCGCCGAAGUACGUGAUGCUGCCCGUGGCCGAGGCCGACAAGUGCCGGCAGUACUACGCGGCGCAGGGGCCGCACGGCGUCCGGCCCGUCCUCGGCGACGCCACCUUCUGCGCGGGCAUGAGCGAGCUGCGCGAGGACACCUGCUACGGGGAUGCCGGCGGCGCCUUCGCCGUGCAGGACUCCGGGGACGGCGCCUGGUACGCGGCCGGCGUCCUCAGCCACGACAGGACCUGCGCCGCCUCCAAGUGCGGCGUCUGCGUGGACGUGCGGCGCGUGCUGGACUGGGUCCGGGAGACGGUGGCGGCUGCCUGAGAUAAGGGGCCGCGAAAUAAAGCUGGGGGACCGCCCGGCCCGGCCCUCACCCUGACCCUGA